Messenger RNA from Rhinolophus ferrumequinum (greater horseshoe bat), 2807 nucleotides. It is a transcript of the gene HADHA, whose product is annotated as hydroxyacyl-CoA dehydrogenase trifunctional multienzyme complex subunit alpha. The record is from RefSeq and is a predicted model, not a curated record. The coding region runs from base 178 to 2469 and encodes 763 amino acids. NCBI's taxonomy places the organism in Eukaryota, Metazoa, Chordata, Mammalia, Chiroptera, Rhinolophidae. The transcript is spliced from 20 exons. Gene Ontology annotation, molecular function: enoyl-CoA hydratase activity; long-chain (3S)-3-hydroxyacyl-CoA dehydrogenase (NAD+) activity; NAD+ binding. Gene Ontology annotation, biological process: fatty acid beta-oxidation. Gene Ontology annotation, cellular component: mitochondrial fatty acid beta-oxidation multienzyme complex; mitochondrion.
CUGCCCGGUUAGCCAGAAGCGAAGGGCAGGGUUAAGGGACCGGCAGCAGCUCAACGUCGAGGUUUUAGUCAGGCAGUACGUUGGACUCUUGUCUGGGGCCAGGCUGCGGGAAGAAAAGUCUUCGGGCGGACAGCCAGCACUUCAAGCGCUUUCCACUUUCGUCCUCUUCUGUUCAAGAUGGUGGCCUCCCGGGCAAUUGGCAGCCUCAGCCGCUUCACUGCCUCCAGGACGUUCCGAUGCACAGGUUAUAUUUGUCGCAACUUUACAGGAUCUUCUGCUUUGCGGACCAGAACCCAUGUCAACUAUAGAGUCAAAGGGGAUGUGGCAGUUGUUCGAAUUAACUCACCCAAUUCAAAGGUAAAUACACUGAACAAAGAACUGCAAUCAGAGUUCGUAGAAGUAAUGAAUGAAAUCUGGGCAAGCGAUCAAAUCAGAAGUGCUGUCCUUAUCUCAUCAAAGCCAGGCUGCUUUAUUGCAGGUGCUGAUAUCAACAUGUUAGGCGCUUGCAAGACCGCUGAUGAGGUAAGACAGUUAUCGCAGGAAGGACAGAGAAUGUUUGAGAAACUUGAGAAGUCCACAAAGCCUAUUGUGGCUGCCAUCAAUGGAUCCUGCUUUGGAGGAGGACUUGAGCUUGCCAUUGCAUGCCAAUACAGAGUAGCAACAAAAGAUAAGAAAACAGUAUUGGGCGUCCCUGAAGUGUUGCUGGGGAUCUUACCGGGAGCAGGAGGCACACAAAGGCUUCCCAGCAUGGUGGGUUUGCCUGCUGCUUUUGACAUGAUGCUGACUGGUAGAAACAUUCGUGCAGACAGAGCAAAGAAAAUGGGACUGGUUGACCAAUUGGUGGACCCCCUAGGACCAGGAUUAAAACCUCCAGAAGAACGGACAAUUGAAUACCUAGAAGAAGUUGCAGUUACUUUUGCCAAAGGACUAGCCGAUAAGAAAAUCUCUCCAAAGAGAGACAAGGGAUUAGUGGAAAAAUUGACAUCCUACGCCAUGAAUAUUCCAUUUGUCAGGCAACAAGUUUACAAAAAGGUGGAAGAAAAAGUACAAAAGCAGACCAAAGGCCUUUAUCCUGCACCUCUGAAAAUAAUUGACGUGGUAAAGACUGGAAUUGAGCAAGGGAAAGAUGCUGGCUAUCUCUCUGAAUCUCAGAAAUUUGGAGAGCUCGCAAUGACCAGAGAAUCAAAGGCCUUGAUGGGACUUUACCAUGGUCAAGUCACGUGCAAGAAGAAUAAGUUUGGAACUCCGCAGAAGGAGGUUAAGCACCUAGCCGUUCUUGGUGCAGGGCUGAUGGGAGCCGGCAUUGCCCAAGUGUCUGUGGAUAAGGGCCUCAAGACGAUUCUUAAAGAUGCUACGCUCACCGGGCUGGGCCGAGGACAGCAACAGGUGCUCAAAGGAUUGAAUGACAAAGUGAAGAAGAAAGCUCUGACAUCAUUUGAAAGGGACUUCAUUUUCAGCAACUUGACUGGGCAGCUCGAUUACCAGGGUUUUGAAAAGGCCGACAUGGUGAUUGAAGCUGUUUUUGAGGACCUCAGUCUUAAGCACAGAGUGCUAAAGGAAGUAGAAGCGGUGAUUCCAGCUCACUGUAUCUUUGCCAGCAACACAUCUGCUCUCCCAAUCAAUGAAAUUGCUGCUGUCAGCAAAAGACCUGAGAAGGUGAUCGGCAUGCACUACUUCUCUCCUGUGGACAAGAUGCAGCUGCUGGAGAUCAUCACAACCGAGAAAACGUCUAAGGACACAACUGCUUCCGCUGUGGCCGUGGGUCUCAAGCAGGGGAAGGUCAUCAUUGUGGUUAAGGAUGGACCUGGCUUCUACACCACGAGGUGUCUUGCACCCAUGAUGUCUGAAGUCAUCAGAAUUCUCCAGGAAGGAGUUGACCCUAAGAAGCUAGACUCCCUGACCACAGGCUUUGGCUUUCCUGUGGGUGCUGCCACACUGGUGGAUGAAGUUGGCGUGGAUGUCGCAAAACACGUAGCAGAAGACCUAGGCAAAGCCUUUGGGGAGCGGUUUGGAGGUGGAAGCCUGGAACUGCUGAAACAGAUGGUGUCCAAGGGCUUCCUGGGUCGCAAGUCUGGGAAGGGCUUUUACAUCUACCAGGAGGGUGUGAAGAAUAAGAGUUUGAAUUCUGACAUGGACAGUAUUUUGGAAAGUCUGAAGGUGCCGCCUAAGCCUGAUGUCUCCUCUGAUGAAGACGUCCAGUACCGCCUGGUGACAAGAUUUGUGAAUGAGGCCGCCCUGUGCCUGCAGGAAGGGAUCCUGGCCACCCCCACAGAGGGAGACAUCGGAGCGGUCUUUGGGCUCGGCUUCCCGCCCUGCCUUGGAGGGCCCUUCCGCUUCGUGGAUCUGUAUGGUGCUCAGAAGGUAGUGGAUCGGCUCAGGAAGUACGAGGCUGCCUAUGGAAAACAGUUCACCCCAUGCCAGCUGCUAAUCGACCACGCUAACAGCUCUACCAAGAAGUUCUACCAGUGAGCAGGCCCUCACCCCUGCUCACCUGCACACUAAUCCCGACUGCCGGCAGUGCUAGUGUCUAGAUUUAUCCGAGGAAAAGAAGCUCCGGCACUGGUGUGUGCUUUAAGUGCCUUCAGCUAGGACUGUCUCUCCCUCCUGGGGAAGUCUGGCUGUGUUUGCACUUCAUGUUGGAACGUGGAACCCACUGCUCGUGAAUUUAUAAGCCCUGAGACACAAAGUGGCAGCACCUUUGGAGCCAUCUUUGCUGCCUAUUCCUCCCAGGAGGCCAGUGGUGGUGAGGGCAGCUAUGCACCCGGCCACACACAGGGUAACAAUAAAACCAGAUUUAUUUAUCAGCC